UGACGUCUGGCAGCAGCAGCAGUAGCAGCAGCAGCAGCAGGGAGGCUGAGCAAGGCAAGCAAUCAGUGUGGUUCCGACCACGGCAGAGGGUAGAGGGUGUGUUAGCUGCUCUUCAUUGCUGGUUAACUUCUACCCGGCAUCCUCGCAUCCAGUACAGUUAAUGGACGGAAUCUUAUGAGAGGGAUUAUCAGUUCAGUGGUGUUGGUGAAGGACAAUUGAUACAAAGACAGAGGAUUUGAACAGCACACGAUAAAAUAAAAAAAAAAGAAUCAGUAAGACAUAAAUAUUAAAAAAAAGUGAAUAAAGAAGAAUACAAAAGAAAACAAAAAGGAACACAAAAGAAGAAAAAAAAAACUGCAGCAGAUUUGUUGGUCCGCUCUAGACUGUGAUAAAAAAAGUAAAUAAAUAAAAAAAAGACAAUACAGCGUGCCGGGAGGAGACAAAAAAAAAAAGAGUAAAAUAAAGAAAACACGAGAGAAAGUAAGAGAGGAAAAAAGAGAGAAAUAUAAAAAGAGAAAAAAAAAAAAAAUCAGCAGUGACGUAUUUGGCGUACCUGUGAAUAUUCAGGUGAGUUAAUGAAGUAAAUAAAGGUGCAGAAUAUAGUACGCAGUUUGCCCGAAUCUUGCAGCCUUUCAAUGGACAAGUGUGUAAUUUUUUGGUCAGUAUGUGAUUUCCCAGAAGGCGACUAAUGCAGUAUUUAAUAAUCUGUGCUGUAUUUUUUGUGGAUUGUACAGUAUCAGUCAAUAAGUCAAUUAGUAAGUCAGUUAGUUAAUGUAUCUGUCUGUCUAUUUAUCUAUCUGUCUGUCUGUCUGUCUGUCUGUCUAUCUGUCUGUCCGUCUCUCUGCCUUUCUAUCUAUCUCUUUCUGUCUAUCGGUUACGUAAUCAUUCAGUCAAUCAAUCUGUCUUGUCUAUCUAUAUCUACCUACCUACCUACCUGUCUACCUACUUACCUAUUUAUCUAUCUCUAAUUAUCUAUAUCUAUCUAUCUAUCUAGGUAUCUAUUUGUCUGCCUAUCUAUUAUCUAUCUGUCUGUCUAUCAGAACCAGAUAAUCGAGAGGAAGGUUAGUCUUUCAUCUUGACCAAAACAGUGUGAAAAGUGGAAAUAUAUAUAUAAAAAAAAGUUUAGAAAAUGAUUUCGUAAGAGUUUAUCUAAGUGUAUAUAUGUACUGUAUGUGUGUGCAGAAAGUGUACCCCAUAGACUGCUGUGUGUACGUAGGCAUGAAUAAAAAUGAUCUUGAGGAAGUGUAGAAACGUAAUCUAACUUAACAUAGUCUGACGUAACCUUACAACUAGAUAUCAAGACAAGCAAAGUGUGAACAUGGUGGGGAAAAAGUUCACUUAGAAGACAUUGGACGCAAGGAAUUGAAUGUGGUUUUCUAAGUUUUAAGUGUUGAAAGAGAGAACUUAAAAAAGGUCUGACGAAAAAAAAAAAUAGUUUUCUAAAUAUUAAGUGUUGAAAAGUGGACUUAAAAGUGGACGCAGGAAGUGAACAUGGUUUUUUAAUGUAAAUGCUGAAAAAAAAAAGUGGACUUGAAAUAUUGCACACAGGAAUUAAAUAUGAUUCUGUAAGUGUUAAGUGUUGAAAAGUGCACUUCAAAGACUAGACACAAGAACUGAUUAUGAUUUUGUAAGUGUUAAAAAAAGUAAACUUAAAAGAUUGGACAGAAGAAUUGAAUAUGAUGUUGUAAGUGUUAAGUGUUGAAAAACUGAACUACAAAGACUGGACGCAGGAAUUGAACAUGAUUUUAUAAGUGUGAAGUGCUGGUGUGCAUUAGUGUGUGUGUGUGCGUGACGCGAGCAGUGAUGGCGAAAGGAAACUAGGGCAGCGGUAGUGACGGGCGAAGGAAGGAGGGUGGCAGUGAGGCAGUGACGGGCAAGUGACGCCGCCUCACCUGUGCUGGGGGCAAGUGACGCCAGUGUUCCGUCAGCCCUUGAGGAUGACGCGCGUCACCUUGCUGCUCUACACCCUCACCCUCGGCGCCAAGGUGGUGGUGGUGGCGGGGGACGAGCAGGAGUACCGCCUCACUCGCUACCUCAUGGCCAACUAUGACCCGUCCGUCAGGCCAGCCCGGGACUCCUCGCAGGCCCUCUCUGUGGUGUUCGGCGUGGCCCUGCACAGCAUUAUUGACGUGGACGAGAAGAACCAGAUCCUCACCACGAACUGCUGGCUGACGCAGGUGUGGAAUGACGUGCACCUCACCUGGAACGCCUCUCACUUCGGUGGCAUCCAGGUGAUCCGCGUCCCUUUCCAGCGUGUGUGGAAACCAGACAUCAUUCUUUAUAACAACGCGGACGCCCAGUACUCAGCCGCCACCAUCAACACUAACGUGAUCGUCACCUCGAGCGGGGAGGUGACGUGGCUGUCUCACGGCAUCUACAAGUCCUCCUGUGACAUGAACGUGGAGUUUUUCCCCUUUGAUGUCCAGUCCUGCAAGAUGAUGUGGGCGUCCUGGACCUACGACGGCUACCAGCUGGACCUCAUAAAGCAAAUGGACACAGGGGACAUGUCCAACUAUCAGUCCAACGGAGAGUUUGACCUGGUGGAGUUCACGGCAGCCAAGAACAUCACUUACUACUCGUGCUGCCCAGAGCCUUACCCGGACAUAACCUUUACCAUCAAGCUCAGGCGGCGACCAAUGUUCUACGUGUUCAAUCUCAUCCUGCCCUGCGUGCUUAUCAAUGGCAUAGCCCUUUUGGUGUUCUACGUGCCGAGCGAGUCCGGGGAGAAGGUGACUCUGGGGAUCUCGGCGCUGCUCUCCAUGACUGUCUUCCUCAUGACCAUCAGAGAGUCCCUGCCGCCCACUGAGAAGACACCGCUCAUCAGCAUGUACUAUGGGGUCUCCAUCUGCCUGGUGAGCUUCGCGUCGGGCCUGUCCGUGCUGACGCUCAACAUCCACCACCGCGGCGUGAGAGGCAUGGAGGUGCCGGGGCUAGUGCGGGUGGUGGUGCUCGGCUGGCUGUCCAAGCUGGUGUUUCUGCAUUUCGAGCCUCCCGUGGUGCUGCCCCAGGAGGAUAAGAACGUCCCAUUGAACGACCUCAGGCCAGAGCGGGGGCGGCGGAUCAAGCUCACGUCUCUCAGCCCAGACAAGCUGCACAUGACCGAGGUGGAGAGCGUGGAUCACUUCAGCGUGUCGCCUCGCUUCCACCCUCACCGCCUCUACCCCCCACAGGCUCCCAACAACGACACCACCACCACCGCCACCCCCACCACCGGCACCACCACCACCGCUACCACGCAGCUGCCCUCCCAAACUACUGAUUUCGAGCAGCAGUUCAUGCGGGUGUUGAACAAAGUGUACCAGACCAUUGAGAAGAACGAGAUGCGUCUGGGCGAGCAGGACCGCAAGGAGGCAACCCGCGUGGAGUGGCAGCAGGUGGCACUGGUGUUCGACAGGUUCCUGCUGGCUUGCUUCCUGCUGUCCACCAUCAUCGCUACCACCACCAUCCUCUUCUCCUCCCCUCACGGCCCCUGACGCGUCUUGCUGGAGUUCUUUGGUCAGCAGUCCUCUGACGCUGCCGAAGAGUAGUGGCGGUCUGGGAGUGCGGGAAUAAGGAGAGAAAAGACGGAGGGUUUUGGUGGCAGGGUGACUCUUGGGUACUGGGUAGAUAUUGGGUUGGGUAUGGGUGUGGGUAGGGCUAGUUUUAAUAGUGUGUGGUUGGUUUAUGUGUGUUUUUUUCUUGUUAUUUUCUUUUUUGUGUGUUUGUGUGUGUGUUCGUUUGUUUUCUUUUUCCAUUAUUUCGUUUUUUUUUAUGUAUUUUUUUUCUUGUGUGUGUGUGUGUGUGUGUGUGUGUGUGUGUGUGUGUGUGUGUGUGUGUGUGUGUGUGUGUGUGUGUGUGUGUGUGUGUGUGUGUGUUUUCUUUUCAUCUUUAGUUAUUUUUCUCUUUCUUAAUAUUUUUUUUUCUAAUAAGGAAUUAUAUAUUUUUUUUGUUAUUUAUUUAUUUUUUUAUUUGUAUAUUUCAUCUUGUUUUCUAUUUCUCUUUUGUGUGUGUGCCUUUUUUUCUGAAUUUUUUUUCUCUUAAAUUUUUAGUAAGGAAUUAUUGUUUUUUGUAUAAUGUUUUUUUUCUUGAUCUUUCGUCAUAUUUUUCUUGUUUGUGUCUUUUCUUCCAUAAUCUUUUUCCUUCUUAAUUCUGUUCUAUUUAUUUAUUUAUUUUUCUAAGUAUGAAUUAAAAUGGUGGUCUUGGUUUGUUUCUUUUAUUUAUUUAUUUUUUUUAGUUCAUAAGUAAUAUUAAUUUUUCUUUGUUUUUUUUUUAUUUCUUAGCAUUCUUUUAGCAUUUUCUCGUUUUAUUUUUCUAUUCUUUGCCUUUAUUUGUUAUGUUAACUGUGAUAACCUCCUUGUUUCUCCUUUUCUUUUCCUUCUUUUAUUUUAAAAUUUUUCUCUUCCUCCCAUUAAUUUUUCUUUCCUCCGUUCUUUUUUCUUUUUAUAUCAAAUGUGAUGAGAAAUUAAAGCUUUAGUCUUUUCUUUUCAUUAUUUUUCUUUCUUUUUUUAAUUUAUUUUAGUUUCCAAUAGUCAAAUAUUCACAUUUUCCUUUUAUUCUUUAUGUUUGUGUCUGUCAGGCUGUCUGUUACUGUUAUUUUCUUUCUUUCUUGCUGAUGUGUGCGAGAUAUAUGUGUUUAUUUGUUAGUUUGUUUAUUUAUUUAUUCAUUUAUUUAUUUAUUUAGUAUCUAUCUAUCUCUAUUUAUCCUAUUUAUUUGUUUGUUUAUUUGUUUGUUUAUUUGUACAUGUAGUGUAAUGUCGCGUUUUCUACCAUUUUUCAGUGUGUGUGUGUGUGUGUGUGUGUGUGUGUGUGUGUGUGUGUGUGUGUGUGUGUGUGUGUGUGUGUGUGUGUGUGUGUGUGUGUGUGUGUGUUCUUUAUUUCAAUCUUUUUAAUGCUUACUUUCCUUUGCUUGUUUUGUAUUCAUAGAUUUGUCUAAUUUUCUUUCAUACACAAAAAAAUACUCAUAUUUUCUUUUACACUCGCAAUUUACUUCUCCAUUAAUUCACCUAUGCAUAUAUUAAUAACCACUUAAUUUCUCUCGUUGUUCUUUAAUAUAAUUUUUCUUUCAGGGUCAUAUAUUGAGUGACACGAACCUUUUUAUUUCUCACUCGUCUUUACUGAUGUUCUUGCCGUCUCUCUGUCUUUAUUUAUUCAUUGGUUUUAUUCGUAAUUACUUGUACAGUGGCGGGCAGAAGUCGAGUAAGUUUCUGUACUAAUUUUCACUGUUUUGUAUUUCUUCCCUCAGUCCAAAGUUCUCUGACAUCCUAAGAAUCUAUCAGUUAUUUACUAUUUGUACAGUGGCUUUCAGAAAUCAAGUAAUCCAGACUCACUUCCCCUUUGUAUUGUGUCUUUUCCUUCAGUCUUAAGUCUAAGAAUCUAUCAAUUGGUAGGUUUUUUGAUAGACUUUAAUACUCGAAUCCUGCCCGCGACUUUACUUCCAUUUUCAUUUAAUUUAGUGAUGCGUUUAAAUUUGCGUUUGCUUGACUUAUUUGGACUAUUUGUGACUACUAAUUGACUCUGACUUGCCAAGAAUCUAUCAAUUGCCAUGUUUUGUAACAAUGUUUGAUUCCUGACCUCUACUUACUGUCCAUGUUCUCGUUUAAUGUCCCUGUGUUGUGUUUGAAUUUGUGUUUAUCUUACCUAUUUCGAUGAUUUUUUAAAGUGAAUUGACUCUGAAGUGCUAAGAACCUAUUAACUGUGAGGUUUUAUAAGAGACUAAUACUCGAUUCCUGUCCUCCAAUGUACUUUUUUUCAUAUGAUAUCUACGUGACGUGUUUAUAUUGGUAAUUAUUUGACUUAUUUUGCUUAUUUGCUAAUCUGAAUUGACUCCUGAUUUGCUAAGUUAUCAAUUUUUGUGAGAAACUUUAAUAUUCAACCUCUGACCUUCCCUACACGUUCAUGUUUCCAUUUAAUGCUCUUGUGUUGUGUUUAUUUUGGUGUUUAUUUGAUUUACUUUGUUUAUUUUUAAUGUGAAUUGGAUUAGCCACGUCUGCCUUCCUCCACGUUAAGCUGGUUAUUGAUUGGUUUACUUAUUUAUUCGUUUUGUCACUUUUAUUUAUUCAUUUACCUUUAUCUAUUGUACAUUUGGCCUCUUUUCCUGGGUGGAAUUUUUAUUUUCAUCUCAUGCUUUUGUUUAUUUUCUUGUUUAUCUAUUUAUUUGUUUUUAUUAUUAUUAUUAUUAUUAUUUUUAUUAUUAUUAUUAUUAUUAUUGUUGUUGUUGUUGUUGCUGUUGUGUGCUACUUUUUUGUUAUUUUCGCUUCGUAUCUUUUUGUUUGUUUGCUUUUUUUUUUAUUUAUGUUCUUUUAGACUUGUAAUGCCUUUAUCUUAUCCUUAUUUGUAUGAGGUUUUCAUUUUCAUCUCGUAUCUGUUGUUUGUCUAACCAUCUCUUCUUUCAUUUAUUUUCUUUAGGCUUGUAAUAUUUGAAUCUAUUUACCCUUUAUUGUGUGACGUUUUUAUUUGUACCUCUUAUUUUUACGUAUAUGUUCGUCUCUAUUUAUUUAUUUAUUUUAUUUUUUUUUAAUUUCCAAUAGUUUUAAUACUUCUCGUGUGGCUUUCUUUUAUUUUCGCGUGUAACUUUUACAUACCUGUUCGUCUCAACUUGCAUUUCUCUCCUUGCAUUUUUUAUACCUUUAUCUGUGUACCUUUGACUUUUAUUUAACUUUUAUGAUUGUUGGUUCGAUGCCUUUCUUUUUUUUCUAUAUCUAUUUUUAUUUUAUUUUAUUUUAUUUCUUAACCUCUUACGACUCAACUCGCCAUUCUCUCCUUUAAUUCUUUAGUACUUUCAUUUGUCUGCUUCUCACUUUUGUGUAAUUUUUUUGCAGUAAUUGUUUUGAAGCCUCUUUUAGAUAUAUUUCUAUUUCAUUUUAUCUUAUGCAAUUCUUAUGUAUCUGUCUGUCCCAGCUUGCAUUUUUCCGUUUUUUUUUUUUUUUUUUUACUUUUUAUCUGUUUAGUUUUGACUUUCACUUCAUUUUUUUUAUAAUCCUUGGUUCUGUGACGCUCAUUUUUGUAUCUAUUUUUAUUUAAUUAAAUUUUUCAACGGUUUACGCAUUCAUACACAUUCAGUCAUUCUGUUUCUCCAGCUAGCGCCUUCCUUGUCUCGCUUCCUUCCUCCGUUUAUGCAUGUUUUAUCUUUUAUUUUUUUCUUUUGUUAUUCAUUCAUUCAUUCUCCUUUUCUUCGUUUUUAUGUAUAAUUCCUUUACUUUUUUUUUCGUAUGUUAACGUCUUCUGCUCUGUGUUUCUUUGUGUGUUUUUUUUUUUCAUCUCUUUUUUCUUCUUUUUUUUUUGUUGUUCUAUUUUUCACUUGGUGUUUUUGCUCUUCAGUAAAGAAUUCUUUAUUCUUUUAAUUUUACUUGUCGCUUCCCCAUCGCCCUUUUCUUUUUUCUUUCCUCUUUUCUAUUAUUAUUUUUUGGUCUUGACUCAAAAGUUUAUUUAUUCUCCAAAUUGUCUGUGUUGUUUCCUCUUUCCUUCUUUCCUCUUUUCUCCUUUUUGUUACCUUUGUUUUUCGCUCAAUAUUUUCCCCCAUCCUUUAGAGUUUUUUUGUCUUUUUUUCAUAUUUACUUUCUCUUCUUUCGUUAUUUCUGCUUGCCACUCCAAACAUUAACUCAUUCUUUAAAUAAUCUUUAACUUUUUCUCUUUUCUCGUCCUUUGGUUCCUGAUAGUUUUUCGAUAUACUUUGGCUCUCGACUAAAAUUUUUCUUACGUCCUAUGACUUUUUUUUCCAGUUUGUGCAUCGUAUCAAAUGUUCUAAGCGCUCCUUCAAUACAUGCAAGCUUAUGUAUGCAUACGAUUCGUUCAGCGGCCUUACUAAUGUUUUUAUGCAUGAUAUUUUUUCUUCUUUUGUUUAUUUCUUUUCCUAACCUUCACGUUUAAUCUUUUACAUAUUGCUCGUGUAGUUAUUGGAUUCUCCCUUGACGUAAUUCUUUUUAGCAGCUUUGAGAUGUAUUUGUUUGUUAGACAGUGUAUAUUUGUUGUAUAGUUUUGGGUACUUUUAUUUAUCUCUUCAUUUAUUUCCGUGAUGUUCUACGUAUUUAAUUUAAUCGUGUAUGUUUUCCUCUUUUUUACACUAAAUUGUUAUUGCAGGUUUUUGUAUAUUUUUGUUACGUUUUCACUUAGUCAGUGUAUAUUUUUUGUAAUUUCUGGUUACUUUUUUUUUCCUGAUUUUUUUUUUAUCUAACUAUUCAUGUUUUCGUCUUUUUUACCUUUUUUUUUUCAGCAGCGUUGGUAGAUUUUUUGUUACGUUUCCACUUAGACACUGUGUAUUUGUUACAUGGUUUCAGUUACUUUGAAUUAUCUAUUUAUUUAUUUUCGUGAUGGUUUAUUUGAUCUAAUCGUUCAUGCUUUCCUCUUUUCUUACCCUGAAUUCUUUUAGCAGCUUUUGUUAGUGUUGGUAUCUUUUUACUUUAAAUUUAUAUAUAUAUUUUUUUUUUCGUAUGCUUCGAGUAACGUUUCCUUAUACCUGACCUUGUUUAAGAGAAGAAUUUCGAGUUUCCUACAUUCGUAAAUUAAUUAAUCCUUUGCAAUUCUUCACUUUUUCUUUUCUGGGAGAGGCGAGUAGUUGGUCCUUGCUUUUUUCUUGUCUUUUUACUUGAAAUUUGUAUAUUUCUCGUAUGCUUCAGUUGACUCUUUCUACGACUUGUUCUGUGUUUAAGAGAGGAAUUGCAAGGCUCCUACAUUCAUAAAUUGAUUCUUCCCUAGCAAUUUUGUAUUUUUCUUUUCUUGGGAGAGACAGUUAGCGUGUCUCUUUUACUGUUUUUUUUUUUUUUUUUUUCAGCCUCUAAUGUGUCUUCCUUUUAUAUUUCUCGUAUAUUUCAUGUAACUUUCCCUAAUGCAUGACCUUUUUAAGAGAAGAGUUUCAAAGCACCAGUAUUCCUAAACUGAUUCUUCCUUCGCAUUUUUUUUUACUCUCCCUUUUCCGGAAGAGAGAGUUAGUGUGCCUUUUUUUUCUGAAAUUCUUUUUUUCCUCUGAUCUUUCCCCCUUGUGCAUAUAAAAACUCUUAGAUUUUAUGCAACAAUGUGUUAUAUUUUAUUAUUCUUUUGAAGCUUUCUGCACCUCUUGCAUACAGUUAUAUUCAGAUGCCUCCAUUUUUUUUUCGUUAUUUUUUCCAUAUGAAGUUCUCUGUUUUUCUUUUAAUUUGCUUUUUUUUUCUUAGUGCGAUUUAAUUUAUUCUGGUACUCGUCCUUUUAUUUUAUUUAUUUAUUUAUCUAUUUAUUUUUAUAUCUUUUCCUCUUCAUAGUGUCUUUGGUGAUGGUAAUAAUGAUGGUGACUAUGAUGGUAGUGGUGGUGGUGGCAAUGGUAGUGUGAUGGUGGGGAUACUGGUGAUGGUGGCGAUAGUAGUGGUGGUGGUGGAGGUAUUAAGUAGUGGUGAUAGUGGUGACGGUAGUAGUGGUGAUGGUGGUAGUGGUGAUGAUGAGCAGUGGUUGUGGCACAGGUGUUAGUGAUGGAGGUGGUAGUGAUGGUGAUGGUAGUAGUGGUGAUAGUGUUGAUAGUGGUGGAGGUGUUGAGGGUGGUGAUGGUAGUGGAGGUAGUGAUGGUGGUGGUGGCGGUGAGGAUAAUAGAGGUAAUGAUGGUGUUAGUGGUGGCAGUGACGGAGGUGGCGGUGAUGGUGGUGGAGGGUUGAACUUCCCACGAGUGAAUUUAUUGUCAUCAUCAGCGCGUGAGUCUGUCAACUAUAUGAUAAAACACUCCUGCGCUGCAUCUCCACUACUUUCCAAAGGCUCUAGUUGAAGUGACACGGGUUUUUAAGGGCGUUUUUACGGUUGUAGCAAUAGAUUAGCAAUAUUUCUACUUUAUUAACCGGAGAAACACUCUUGAAAACCAGGCUAAUCAUCUCUGUGGCCUUUGAAAAUAGUCGUGGUGAGAGAGCGAAGCGUUUCUGAAUUCUGGCCUUUGUGCUGCUUACCGCCACCGCGUUGCCACACCGCCACACUUAAUGCCCGCUUUUAUUGGCCGCACUUCUUACUGUCACUCACAAAUUUUUUCUUUUUUUCACUUCCACUUUU
This is a messenger RNA of Scylla paramamosain (green mud crab), 9975 nucleotides long. RefSeq names its product neuronal acetylcholine receptor subunit alpha-10-like. Gene Ontology annotation, biological process: signal transduction; regulation of membrane potential; monoatomic ion transmembrane transport. Gene Ontology annotation, cellular component: synapse; postsynaptic membrane; neuron projection. The record is from RefSeq and is a predicted model, not a curated record. NCBI's taxonomy places the organism in Eukaryota, Metazoa, Arthropoda, Malacostraca, Decapoda, Portunidae. Gene Ontology annotation, molecular function: transmembrane signaling receptor activity; acetylcholine-gated monoatomic cation-selective channel activity.